AUGCACGGGGAGCAUCCGGGGGCAGAAGAAAAGAUGCCUCGGAGAAUUAUCAGAUGGUGGAGAUGGAAAUAUUGGAAGGUGCGUAUUCCCGCCGUCUGGAUGCUAAGGAAAAUCAUGUCAGGCUUCUUUUCGAGCUUCGAGGGGCACCGGAAUCCCCCAGAAACCACCACGACCAACGACUCCAAAAUGACAAACGGUGACUAUAUUAUCUCUGUCCCGGCUGACGAGAUUCUCCCGGUCACAAAGGUCCCUGCGUUGGAUACAAUCGAUCAGUAUGCUGUGGAAAGGGUAGCCGGCGAAGUUGCGCAAAGUCCCGCGAUUGAGCUGUCUUGCGACGCCGGUUCUCGGGAUGUCGCGAAAGGAAUCGUGCAAGCUUACGCUCGUUUUGUCUCUCAUUUUACCGGCCUUGAAGAUGUGGCUUUUGCGAUUUCCCGCGACUCGAGUUAUGUGUCGACAGAGUCGCGGCGCGCAGUCGUUUGCGCGUCGGUAUUUGCGGAAGAGGAAGCAGGCAAGACCUGCAAUUUGCGCGAGGCCGACUAUGCUCGUCUCGACAAGGAUGAAGUCCAGUUUGCUUUGGAACUGCGAAAUGCUGAGCCUGAAAAUGGUGACCAGCAUGCUGGAUCGGAAGAUUCAUUUACUCUACUUGCGCAGCCAGGCGCAGGGAAUGGCGUCUGGCAAUUCAGCUUCGCAUACCCCCAGCGACUAAUUCCCGACGCGGCAGUCACCCAGCUUCUCAAGGUGAUCGCGUCGUUCUUGACCCAUUCUGCCAUUUCCCCUCGUUUUGCCAUACCCUCCGAAGCCGAUAAUACCCCGAAUCCCUCUAUCCUUAACUUCCCACCACUUAUGACUCCUCCGUCGCGCGACAGCGACAAGGAUGUGGAGCGCCCCAUUUCCCCGUUUCUGCUGCAUGCUGCCUUUGAGGGCUGGGCCCAGAGCAGACCUGAAGCAGUUGCGUUGGAUUUUGUACACUCCUUGCCAUCCGCAUCCACCGAAGCCGAACACAGCGUGUUGACGUACGGCGCGCUCAACACAGCAGCCACGCGCUUGGCUGCGCGCCUGCGAGAGCUGUGCGCGACAGCUCCAGGCACGGACGAAGGUCGGAUUAUUCCGGUUUACAUGACUACUUCGCCCGAACUCUACAUUUGCUACCUUGCUGUUCUGAAGGCUGGGUAUGCUUUCUCUCCGAUUCCGCAAGAUGCCCCCGAACAGCGUGUGAGGGAGAUUCUCGAAGACAUCGCUUCUCCUGUCAUCCUGGGCAACACCCCCGAACCUUCCUUCGGACCCUGGCGCCACGACGAAUCUAACGCGCCUACAUGGCUUGACGUUCCUGAGGUUACAGGGUGGCGCGACUUGCAAGGAGAGACCGCAGUGUCCGCUGACACUGUUCCUUUCGACGCACCGGAAAUCAAAGCAGACCAGACAGCCUAUCUGUUAUUCACCAGUGGCUCCACUGGCAAGCCCAAGGGUGUCCAAGUCCACCAUAUGGCCGUUGCGUGCUCCAUCGAAUCCCACUCUACCGCGAUCCCGCUCCCAGGCAACUCUGCUGGUGACUUCCGCUGGUUCCAGUUCGCAGCCCCGACGUUCGACCCCUCCUUGAUGGAGAUUUUCGUCACUUUGAGCAGCGGCGCUACUCUUUGCUCCGCCAACCGCAGCCUUACCCUGACCGACCUCGAGGGCACGAUCAACGAGGCCAGAGCCACCAUCAUGAUGGCCACGCCCAGUUUGGCUGCCUUGCUGCGUCCAUCGCGCCUGACCACCUUGGAGUCUCUCUGGACUAUGGGCGAGAAACUUAACCGGACCGUCAUUGACAACUUCGCAACGGACGAGUCGAGGAUGCUCGUCAACGCCUACGGUCCGACUGAGGGCGCAAUCAACUGCACGUUCCUUGGUCCAGUCGAUUACUCCGUCCGUGGCUCCAUCAUUGGAGAGGCUUUGCCAACCUGUUCCAUGCUUGUCCUCGACCCCGAUAGCCAUCUCCCCAAGGCCGUCCCCGCAGGUCUCGCUGGUGAGCUGGCCAUUGGUGGCCCCCAGGUUAGCAAGGGCUACCUGAACCGUCCCACGGAGACCGCCAAGGCGUUUGUUUACAGCCCGGAAUUUGGAUACGUGUACCGCACUGGCGACAUGGCCCGUAUCGUCUGGGACGAUUCCGGCCGUGAAGUCCUGGAAUUCCUUGGUCGUAUCACUUCUGACCAGGUCAAGGUUAGCGGUCGUCGACUUGAACUUGGUGAAGUCGAAUCUGUUCUCGCUACUGUCAGUGGAGUGACGGAGGUUGUUGCUAUUGUCUCCAAGCGCGACCAGCAGACGCAGGGUAGCGAGCAGAUCGUCGCGUGUCUCGUCACAGACAGCGAAUCCGAUAGGCAGACCAUUGUGCGACAAGCCCAUGAUAACACCCAUCGCCACCUUUCCGACUACAUGUGUCCGUCUGUUUAUGCUUUCUUCAACGCGCUGCCCCGGUCCAGCUCUGGCAAGGUGGACCGCAAAGCCAUUUCUGCGAAAUUGCAACAGGGUAGCAGCGAUGUCGAGAUCAUCUCUCCUCCGCGGGCCGCUGAUCUCAAUGGCGACUUGGCUGACUGGGACGUCCCGGCUGAUUCAGACCUGUUGUCGUUGCGGCAGCUUAUUAUUUCUCUCCUUUCCGAGGCAACCAAUGAGGAGACCUCCGCCAUCAAGCCGGAUGCAAGCCUCUACUCCCUGGGCGUGGACAGUCUUGGAGCCAUGCGUCUGCUCCAGAAACUCAGGGACAACUCGAUCACUGGCCUCUCCGUGGGAGACAUCCUCCAAGCGGAGACUCCCAGAGCGCUUGUUUCGACUGUAUCGCAAGUUCGUCAAUCAGAAAGCUCUGGCGCUGAGGCUCAGAAGGAGAAGGACGACCAGCUCCAGCAGCGUCUCGUUGCUUUCAACGCCAAGAACCUUUCGACAUGUGCGGAGAGACUUGAACUCAGCGCUGACCAGAUCGAGAAGGUCUUGCCCACCACUGCGACCCAAUCUGGUAUGCUCGCCAGUUUCCUGCGAAGCAGCUCCGACAAGACCUUCGAGACGCGUUCCUACAUCUACCACUCGGUGCUUCCUCUCGGAGCUGGUGUGGAUGUCGACCGUGUCAAGGGUGCCUGGGAUACCGUGACUCAGAGCUACGACUCUUUCCGGACGGCCUUCUGCUGGCUCGACGACGACAUGGCCCCGUUCGCGCAGUGCAUCAUGGCUCCCGGUGCCUCUUCUGAGCAACACUGGAACAUUUACAAUGUUUCGGAAGGGUCUUCGGAGGAAGAGACAAUGCAGACUGUUCUGCGACACGUAGAGAACACUAUCAGCCUGAGCUCUCCUCCAUGGGCAAUCUCGGUCAUCCAGACCCCCGAGAAGUGCACCUUUAUCCUGAGCAUGUUCCACGGUAUCUUCGAUGGUGGCUCCUUGCAGCUCCUGCUCGAAGACGUCUCUUGCGCUUACGAAGGAAAGCCCCUCGUCCAGCGGACUUCCCUCGAGCACAUCGUCAAGCACCACUUCCAAGCCGACCAUGCCGAAACGGCGGCUUUCUGGCAGAAGCACUUGGACAACCACUCGCCCGUUGGUUUCCCGUCUGUUACGCCCUUCCGCCCGCCCACCGCUAAGAAGACAGACGCCGUGGAAAUCACUGCCCGGACUGGUUACGACGACCUGAAGAAGCUCUCCCGGAAGAGCGGCUCGACUCCUCUGUCCGUGCUUCAGGCUGCUUGGGCUUCCGUUUUGUUGGCCUACACCGGAAACCCUGACCUCGAUGUCGUGAUUGGUAGUGUUGUGUCUGGCAGACUCGACCCGGAGUCCGAGGCCUGUAUUGGACCUACCUUCACGACUGUUCCCGUUCGACUGUCCCUCAACCAGAUCUCGAAGGAUGGAGAGUUCUGGACGAACCAGUCCGUCGCACGUCACUUGACCUCUUUCAACGCGAAGACUCUUUCCCACCUGCAGCCUCGUCUUGGAUCUAUGGUCACGGCUGAUGGCAAGCUGCCGUACGACACUCUCCUCGCGUAUCAAGACUUCAACGCUGGAUCCAGCGAAAGCAGCCUCUGGACCUCCAUCAAUCAUCCGCCCAUGGCCAACGAUUUCGCGGUGAUGGUCGAGGUUUGGCCUGAUGUGGACUCGAGCCUCACCUUGCGCGCCAGUUUCAACCACGCGCAGCUCGACCGUGACGCGGCUGAGAUGAUGCUCCGACAGCUGGAUGACAUUGUCGCCUUCGUCCUUGAGCGACCGGACGAGGACUUCUUGACCGCUCCGUCGAACACCCAGGUCGGCUUGAAGUCCUCUUGCAACCCUGACGCUGCGAUCACGGAGGCUUCUCAGACGACCCUGAUCCACACCCAGUUCGAGGAGCAUGCGCGAUCCAACCCCGAAGAUCUGGCGUUGAUUUUCAAGGGCGACCUCGAAGACGAGAACAGUCCUCUCAACAUCUCCUGGACAUACGCGGAGAUGGAUGCUCGUGCUGCUCGUCUCGCCCAGAACCUGGUCGAUGUCUACGGCCCGCUCACCAACAAGGCUGUCCCGAUCUGCAUUGAAAAGAGCCCUGCCCUCUAUGUCGCUAUCCUGGGUAUUCUCAAGGCUGGCGGUGCCUGGUGUCCUAUCGAUACUUUCUCUCCUGCGCAGCGCCGUCACGAUCUCGUCGCGCGUACUGAGUCGAAGGUGCUCCUCGUCUCUAGUGCGGACGGUGCCCAGCCCGCAGAUGCCAUCCCCCCUGGUGUCGAUGUGGUCGAUGUCAGCCCUCUCUCCGGAAAGGAGCCAGUCGACGCUCUUGCGGUUGACGAGGUCUCGCAGCGGGCAAGCCCUAGUGACAUGGCCUACUUGAUUUGGACCAGUGGUACCACCGGUGCUCCCAAGGGUGUGCCCAUCACGCAUUCCGCUGGUGUAUCGAGUAUGCGAUCGCUGCAGAAGGAUGUUCCGACGAAUGUCGCUGGCGGCGUGGUUCGGUGCUUGCAAUUCUCCGCUUACACCUUCGAUGUGUCUGUGCAAGAUAUCUUCUACACUUGGGGUGUCGGUGGUGUUCUCAUUUCUGCGUCGCGGGAGAUCAUGCUUGGGUCUUUCUCUCAACUCGCCAACACCACCAACGCAACCCACGCCCACUUGACCCCUGCCUUCUCUGCUGGCGUCUCGCGAAAGACCUGCACGACGCUCGAGGUCAUCACCAUGAUCGGUGAGAAGUUGACCACAUCCGUUGCCGAUGACUGGGGUACGGAUAUGCGCGCAUACAACACGUACGGUCCCGCCGAAGCCACCGUCGUGUCGACACUCCGUGAAUUUGGCAACGAGUCGAAGAACAUCAAGAGUGCUAACAUCGGUUGGCCCAUGGACACCGUCUCCGUCUUUGUCACCCGCAACCAGAAGCAAGUGAUGAAGAACGCCGUCGGUGAACUCGCCCUGGGUGGUCCCCAGCUUUCCCCCGGUUACCUGAACCAGGACGACGUCACCCACGCCAAGUACGUCUGGAACGAGGAAGCUUCCCAGACAGUGUACUACACUGGUGACUUGGUCCGGAUGCUUGCUGAUGGCUCUCUCGAGUACAUCAACCGUGUCGACGAUCUUGUCAAGCUGGGUGGUAUUCGUGUCGAGCUGAGUGAGAUCAGCUACUCGCUUGGCGAAUGCCACCCGCUCGUCGAAAACAUCGAGACUUGCAUCAUCAACCGUCCUGACCGACCUGCGAAGGUGGUCGUUGCGUUCCUCUCGGCUCCUGGUGCGGUGUCUGAGGAUGACAAGGAGCUGUUGUUGCUCAGCGAUGUUGCUGUCGAGAUUGCCCGUGCUGCUAGCGAGCAGGCCCAAUCUGUUCUUCCUGACCACAUGAUCCCGUCUGUUUAUCUUGUUGUCGGCAGCAUCCCCAGAACCCAGUCGGCCAAGACCGAUCGUCGUGCAUUGCAAGCUGCAUAUGCCUCUGUCGACAUUGAAGACUGGGAGGCCAGAAUGAACCCCGGGAACGGUUUGACUGACGACUUGGUGGACGACCAAGGCAACGCUACUACUGUGUCCCAGAUCGUCGAGACCAUCUCCGCCCUUGCCAACAUCUCGACCUUCAUCAUUACGAAGACCAGCAGACUUGGAAGUCUUGGUAUCGACUCGAUCCACGCCAUUCGUCUUGCUUCCCGACUGAAUGAGGCCGGAUAUCGCCUUUCCGUUGUCGAUGUGCUUCACUGUGUCACUGUCCAGGACCUUGUCAACUUGGCCUCUGCCUCGACAGAUGUCAGCGGCGUCGUCGUUGAUGCCUUCGACGUCGAGGAGUUCAACCAGCGCUGGGUCGGAUCGGUCAAAUCCAAGGUCAAGGAUGAACUGUCCGUUGUCAAAGCUACUACGAUCCAGGAAAGCUUGCUGAGUGAGACCAUGGGUACUUACAACAUGUACUGGAGCAACCACUUCGUCUCGCUUGACUCGACCGUCGACCUCACACGCCUCAGACAAUCUUGGUUCGCCGUCAGCCAAAAAGCCGAGGCUUUGCGAACUGGUUUCAUCCCGGUCGCUGAAAUCAGCAACGUCAACGUCCAGGACAACCUCGACUUCUCGCUCUUGCAGCUGAUCUACGCGUACCCUCUUGUCGACUGGGAGAGUGUUGAGUGCACUGAUGCGGACUGGAGGGAAACUCUUGACACUCGUCUCGAGGCUCUCAUGAGCAAGCACCAGGCGAACUACUUCAGAAACCCGCCUUGGGCCGCUACGGUCUUGGACAAGGGAAGCGAGCGCAUCAUGGUCUUCACCGUCCACCACUCCAUCUACGAUGGCCCGUCUCUCGAGUUCAUUAUGGACGAUGUCCAAUCGGCCUACGGCUACAAGCCUCCCACUCGGAACCAGAUGCGUGACGCUUUGUCCGUUGUUCUCCCGACCGACCAGAGAAGCGCCGAGACUCGCGACUUCUGGCAGACUGAGCUCGAGAAGUUCUCCCAGAUCGAAGCUCCCGUCUGGCCAGACUUGACUGGAAAGCGUGUCGCUCCUGGCACCGAGCCAGAGCACAAGUUCAUCACCGAGGAGAUCCUGCUGACCGAGCCUGUUGGCAAGCUUCAGUCCGCUGCUACCCAACUCGGCGUUUCCUCCAUUGCUUCGAUCGUCCGUGCUGCGUGGGGUUGUGUUUGUCUCUCCUAUUUUGGAACGCCAGCUGCUGUGUUCGCCGAGACGCUUUCUGACCGUGUUCUGGAUGCGACUCUUGAGAACUGCAUUGGUCCGCUCCUCUCGGUUGUUCCCGUUCCAUUCCACCCUCAAGGAACAGCCCGCGAACUCCUGACCGACCAGCACCGGAUCUCCGUUCAGUCGUGGAAGCAUCGCCACAUCCAUGCUCGCGAGGUCCGGAAGAUGCUCAAGCGGGCUCGCGGUGAGCCGUUGUAUCCCGCCAUCUUCACCUUCCACAUCACAGACCAACAGCCGGGCGAAAAAACCUCUGGACUCGACAUUUGGAACGCCAUCGAGGAUCCGAUCGGUUUGCAUGUCGAACAUCCCAUGGCCGUCAACGUCUUCCAGCGACCGGAUGGUGCUCUCAUGGUCGAGGCAUCUGCCGACAGCGCGAUCAUCAGCGAAGAGCAACUGUCCAUUUUCGCUCGCCAGAUUGACGCCUUCGUCAGUGCAAUGAUCGCUUAUCCUGACGAGCCGGUCACGCAACUGGUACAGCACUUCCCGACGGACUUGCUUGCUGUUUCGAACCAGGUGGUCACCCAGGAGGUAAAGAACUCGGUCAACCUCAGUCCGACUCAUUGGCUGGAGCAGUACGCUCAAACGAACCCCGACUGGACUGCCGUCGAGGCGGCUACGGCCAUCAGCGAAGAUGGCAUCGAGAAGGAGGGCAUGUCUUUCGGUGAACUCAACGCCGCUGCGAACCAGGUGGCUGCGUUUAUCGCGUCUCAGGGCCACAAGAACCGAAUGAUUGCCAUUUGUGCUGGUCGCAAUAUUGCUUCGUACCCCGUCACCAUCGGUAUCUACAAGUCUGGCAAUGCGUACCUUCCCAUCGACGAGAAUCUUCCCAACGACCGCAAGGCGUUCUUGGUCGAAGAUGGUGAAUCGCCAAUCGUCUUCACUGAGUCGUCUUUCGCUGCGACGUUCGCAGAUGUGCCUGAGUCCUGCCGCGUGAUCUGUAUCGAUGACCCAUCCUUCCAAGAGACCGUGGCAACGAUGCCAUCCGAGGACACCGAUUAUCAAUCCCACCCAGACGACCUCUCCUACCUGCUCUACACAUCCGGUUCGACUGGUAAGCCCAAGGGUGUCAUGAUCACCCGAGGCAACCUUUCGUCGUUUAUCGAGUCGCUCUCCGAAUUCAUCUGCGACAUCUCCCCCGAGACUAUGAACCUCGGUGGAAAGGGUAGAUGGAUUGCCCAAGCCAGUCGCGCCUUCGACCCCCACAUCGUGGAGAUGUUCUUCCCAUGGCGCCACGGAAUGGCGACCGUGACUGGACCCCGGAUGAUGCUUCUGGACAACUUGCAAUUGACCAUGUCCAAGUGGGAGAUCACGCACGGCAGUCUUGUCCCGUCUGUUCUUGACCAGACCAACACCCUCCCUGAGGACUGUCCCAGCAUGGUCUACCUCAGUGUCGGAGGUGAGAAGAUCUCGCAGAAGGUAUUGGAUACCUGGGGUCUUUCGCCGAACGUCGCCCUCGCCAAUGCCUACGGUCCCACCGAAGUGACCAUUGGUUGUACCUUCGCCCACGUCAAGCCGGAUACGAACCUCCGCAACAUCGGACCCCCGUUGACUGCCUGUACCGGUCAUGUCUUCCUUCCUGGCACCAUGACCUAUGCUCUCCGCGGUCAGACCGGUGAACUGUGCUUCUCGGGAGACAUUGUCGGCAGGGGCUACCUGAACCGCCCUGACGCAAAGGGAUAUGCCGCUGGUCCUAACGGCGAAAAGAUGUAUAGAACUGGUGAUAUUGGCCGUUUGAUGCCUGAUGACUCUGUCGAGUAUCUCGGACGUGGUGACGACCAGACCAAGAUCCGUGGUCAACGUCUGGAACUUGGUGAGGUUUCAGAGGUUCUGCGCGCAUCGUCGACAAUUGACAUUGACGUCGCCACCGCGGUUGUUCAGCACCCUGGUCUUUCCAGAGUACAGCUCAUCUCUUUCGUGUCCCGCUCGAACUCCGUCAAGUCUCGUUCGAAGGCCGGGCUGGGUGAGAAGGGCUACGAGGUCACUCUCCUUCAGUCGGACGUUGCAACUCUCGGCAAAGAACUUCAGGAAGCUUGCGCAAAGAAGGUGCCAUCAUACAUGGUUCCGGAGAUUGUUCUGCCUGUUACCUUCAUCCCCCUCGCCGCGAUGUCCGGAAAGGUGGACAUGAAGCCGCUGCACGCCAUCUUCGCCAACCUGCCGCUCUCUGCGGUCCUCCGAGGAAACAACGCUGGAGCCGUUGAUGGAUCUGCUUUUGCCGACCGCCCUCUCAACGACAACGAGCAGGCUGUUGUUAACGAAAUAUGCACCGUUGUUUCGACCGAUCCUUCUAUCAUCGGCCCCAUGACCAACAUUUUCGAAGUUGGUAUCGACAGUUUGAGCGCUAUCAACCUUUCCGUCAAGCUUCGCAACAUUGGCUACGAUGCUUCUGUCGCCCGUGUCAUGAACAACCCUGCCAUUGAGCAACUCGCUCGCUUGCCUAGAAGCACGAACAAGGCCAACGGCGAUGCUGCUGCUGCAGAGCUCCGCCAGAAGCUCGAAGCUAUGGACGCGCAGUUCCGUCAGAAUGCGCCCGAGUCGGUCGAACUGUCUCGUGUGGCUUCUGUCCGCCCAUGUCUGCCUCUGCAAGAAGGUCUGGUUGCCCGAUCGAUCAACAGUGAAGGGCGUCAGCUUUACGUCAACCACAUUGCCUUGCAGCUCGCGGAGUCUGUCGAUGCCGACCAGCUGAAGAACGCCUGGCAGACUGCUGCUCUCGAUAAUGAAAUCCUGCGUACCGCAUUUGCUGCUCUGGACCAGGAGAUGGUGCAGGUUCUUUUCUCCGCGGACUCGUAUGAGAUCCGCUGGGAGGAAGAGGAAGCUGGUAACCUGGACGAGGCUGUUGCAGUCCUCAACGCGCAGCAAGAAUCGCUCUCCCAGGACAUCAUAUCCAACAUUUCCGCUGUUCCGCCCGUGCGAUUCGUUCUGAUCAGGUCUUCCUCUACCAAGCAGCCUUUGCUCCUCGACAUCUCGAUCCACCAUGCUCUCUACGAUGGUGAAUCGUUCUCGAUGCUGAUCGAAGAAAUUGCAGCCCGUUAUGCCAACGACUCGGUCCCUGAGAGAGGAUCGCCGUCUGCCUUCGUUGAGCAUGUCUACUCUCAGGACUUGGAGAAGGCCAAGCAGCACUGGACCACUGCGCUCGCUGGUUGCCAUCCCACCAUUCUCCGGUCGGAUUCAGAUAUCUCAGAGACAUCCAACACCCAUCGGGCGCUCCGGAGCAAGCUCUCGCACCUGGAGCGCUGCUCGGCAGCUCUCAAGACGACUGUGCCUUCCCUUGUGCAGGCUAUCUUCGGUCUCCUGCUUGCUGAUCUGGUGGACGCUGGUGAUGUUACCUACGGCACUGUGCUGUCCGGUCGGGCAGUCUCGGUGCCAGGUGCUGAUUCCGUCCUCCUUCCCUGCAUUACCACAAUCCCCGGCCGUCUCGACACAACCGGCCUGACCACCGUUAACGAAGUCGUCACAACCGUCCAGAAAUCGGCAGUCAAGUCUCUCGAGUUCCAGCACACCUCGCUCCGUCACAUUCAGCGUUGGCUCAAGUCCGAGACUGCUCUCUUCGACUGUCUGUUCUCUUUCAUUCGAAGCACGAGCCCGUCAGAGUACAACUUCUGGAGCGAGCUUGAAAGCCACAUGCCCGCGGAUUACCCGUUUGCCGUUGAGGCUGAGGCCGAUUCGGCAGAAGACAUUGUCCACCUCAACUGUCGCUUCUCGACCUCCUUCAGUGCUACUUACAGUGCGGAGGAGUUCCUCGAGAAGAUGGACGCUGUCUUGUCGAGUGUCGUGGCUGGGGAGAAUGUCUCGUUGGAGAAUUUCAAUCUUUCGCAGCCUCAGUCCGCUUCCUCGUCGGCUGUCUCUGUCAAAUGGGACGAGACCACUUGGUCCGCCGAAGAACUGCAGAUACAGGAAAUGGUUGCCAACUUCUGCGGCCUCGACAAGUCCGCUGUUUCCAAGGGCGCCUCUUUCUUGGCCCUUGGUAUCGAUUCCGUGACUGCUAUCCAGUUCUCUCGCAACCUGCGCGAUGCCGGAUUCAACGCUUCCUCGUCGGAUGUUAUGCGCUUCUCUUGCGUGGGCGCCUUGGCUGCUCAGCUUUGCUCGCAGGAAGCGAAGGAGGAAGACAACUCUACAACUCCGUCCGUCGAUAUCAAUACAUACCAUUCUCACGUCCCUGUUCUCGGACCUAACGACUCGGUCUCUGCCAUGUUCUCGUGCACGCCUUUGCAGUCCUCUAUGAUCACUGGAACCCUUGGUUCUGCCGGUGCUGUAUAUACCCAUCCGCACCCCGUUCGUCUUGCCGAUGAUGUGGACGUUCCUCGACUCAAGGAAUCCAUCACCCGGAUCAUCCAAGCGAACGACAUCCUCCGGACUUCCUUCCACUCAAUUGAGGAUCUCGGCUAUGCCUGGGUUGGAGCCGUGCAUACCAGCCCGGCUCUGAACUGGCACGAGAUCACUCUUCCCUCCACCGUCGACCCCUUGUCCGAGAUCUCCUCCAUGUUCCGCUUCGACAAGGAGACUUCCUUCACAGUGCCUCCGAUUCGAUCUGUCCUGGUCACCCGCCCUACCGACAAGCUUCUGGUGAUCGUUAUGCAUCAUUCGCUCUACGACGGUGCCUCGCUGCCUUUCGUCUUCGAGGAUCUCGCAAGAGCUUACCAAGAGGACACCAUUUCCGAGCGACCGCAAUUCUCCGACACCGUCAACUUUGUGCUCAACGGUCAAGAACAGGCGACCGAGUUCUGGACCCAGAAGCUCCUUGGCUACGAAGUUACAGAGCUUCCUCGUCUGCCGUCUUCCGAGUCGCAAGACCAGAUGUUCAUGUCUGAAUGUCGCGUUGGUCUUGACAUUGGCAACAUCAUUGAGGCCUGCAAAGCGAUGGAAGUUACCGUCCAAAGCGUGUCGCUUCUGGCCUACUCCAAGGUUUUGACGAACCUUCUCGGCAAGCGAGACGUUGUCUUCGGACAGGUUCUCGCCGGACGUUCUCUGCCCACCCCCAGAGCAGAGAAAACGAUCGGUCCUCUGUUCAACACCGUCGCUCAGCGUGUCACCUUCGAGCCCAAGUUCUUGAGCAACAAGACCAUGGCUCGUCGUCUGCAACAGCUAACCACUGACUCUCAAGUUUACCAGCAUGCUCCUCUGAGAAAUGUUCAAAACCGCCUGAGACAGAUCGACGGUCUGAAGUCUGCCUCGCUUUUUGACACUCUCUUCGUUUUCCAGAAGAGCGCCGACAUUGACACCUCUGUGCUUGACGGACAGCAAAUUUGGACGCCCUACAACGCCGACGACUACGCCGCGCAAGCCGAACACAAGAUCAAUAUCGAGAUUGACCACGCUCAGGACGGAAUCGUGGCCAGAGCUACAUGCAACGGCGAGUAUCUAUCGCAAUCCAAGCUCGACGAAGCCCUUGAGCUUUUCAGUUCCGUGUUCCAGGAUAUUGUUGAACACCCGACCCGAUGCGCGACCGUCAUCCCCGAUGGACUUGGCGAGCUGCCCCUUCGACUUUCUCUGGAGGAGGUGAAGAGCCCUGAGGUUGAGCAGCGCGAGACGUCUCGCGUCCCUGCUCACGAGGGUCUUGUUCAAGGAAUCCUUGCCGAGGCCGCUGGUGUUUCUGCUGACAAUAUUGCGCCCGACACGAGCAUUUUUAACAUCGGCUUGGACUCUCUUUCGGCCAUUCGCAUUGCCUCGAUCUGUCGCUCAAAGGGCCUGAAGGCCGGCGUCGCCGACAUCUUGCAAGGAAACACGCUCCGUGGUAUCAGUCAGCGUAUCCAGCCGACUUCUGCAUCGAACGUACAGGUGCAAGGCCCGCUCCUCCGUGACUACAACCGUAUCGAGUCUGCCGUUCUUGGACAACUUGGAUUGCAGAAGGACGCGAUCGAGACCAUUCUUCCUUGCCUUGGCGGACAAGUGUACCACUUGGCCAGCUGGAUCAAGUCCAACAGAACUCUGUUCGAACCCGCCUGGUCGUACUUCAGCAACGAACGAAUUGACGAGGUCCAACUCGAGAAGGCCUGGCUUCAGCUCCGUCAACGCCACCCGAUCCUGAGAACUUGUUUCGCCGUCACUUCUCCAUCCGACGCUUACCAGGUCGUCAUGAAGCACGCCGAUAACGACACCUUCAAGGUCAUCAACUCUCCUCUUACCGUCACCGAAGCUGCCAAGGAACAAGCGAAAGAAGAAGGCCUGCACCCGUCGUCCUUGUCCGUUCCACCCGUCCGCCUCCGCCUCCUGAAAGCCAGCGACCGUGACGGAAUCCAGGUCCUGAUCAACCACGCUGCCUACGAUGCCUGGACGAUGCCAAUGUUCGUCGCUGAACUUGCCAAGCUCUACCGCGGAGAAGCGCCCGAGACCAACCCCAACUUCCCGUCGUUUGUCGACUACUCGGUGCGCUCUGUUCGUGGUCUCGACGAAUCGGCUUAUUGGUCGUCGGUUGUCGGUUCCAGCGCCCCAACCUUGAUCAAGGGUGGUGAAGCUUCCGGACCUGAGGAACAGUUGUUCGUCGGUGCGUGGGAGAAAGUUAGGAACCUCUCGGAGAUGGAAAAUGCCUGUCGCUCUUCCGGAAUCGGUCUUCAGAGUGCCGUCCUGCUCGCCGUUUCACGUUGCCUCGCUCGCUCGACUGGUGUCGAAAGCCCGACCAUGGGAUUGUACCAGACCGGACGAUCCGCCUCCUUCACUGACAUCGAGCGUCUUUCCGGUCCUUGCCUGAACGUAACACCCUUCGUCGUCCCCAACGCAGAGCAGUCGAACACCGGCCUGCUUGAGAAGACCCGUGACAUCCAGUCUUCCCUCGCCAAGCGCGUCAGCUACGAACAAAGCUCUCUCCGCGACAUCCUCGCCCGCUGGGCCAGCACCAAGGGUACCCAGACGCCCCUCUUCAACGCAUGGGUCAACCUCCUCUGGAUGCAAGCGCAGCCCCCGGUCAACGGCGAGCUCUUCGAACCCCUCCGCAUAGGUGUGCCAACGGACUUCAUCCCGUCGGAGCCUCUGCCUCCUGUGGAUGAGAUGUCGACUUCGGUCGCUGCUUUGGAUACUUCGUACAUCCCUGACGCGAAUGUUUACAUUGAUAUUGGUCCUGAUGUUCGGACGGACUCGAUUGGAUUUGGUGUGAGAGUUGAAGGUGGUCUUUUGACCGAAGAUGAGGUGCAGGAGUUUGUGGGUGAAAUUGGAAAAGAGAUUGAGGGGAUUGUUUCUUCGUUGCGUUAGGCUGGUCCUGGCAACGAACAAAAACAAAAAAAAAAAGCAUUUGCAUUUGUGUAAUUUGAUAGACUGAUAUUUGUUUUGUAUAUGGUUUCUGUAUAUAGUUGCAUCGAGCAUCGAGUAUAAUUUAG
Aspergillus glaucus CBS 516.65 is the source of this 14426-nucleotide messenger RNA. It is a transcript of the gene sidC, whose product is annotated as nonribosomal siderophore peptide synthase SidC. The coding region runs from base 1 to 14301 and encodes 4766 amino acids. Lineage: Eukaryota; Fungi; Ascomycota; Eurotiomycetes; Eurotiales; Aspergillaceae. Gene Ontology annotation, biological process: amino acid activation for nonribosomal peptide biosynthetic process; secondary metabolite biosynthetic process. Gene Ontology annotation, molecular function: phosphopantetheine binding; catalytic activity. Gene Ontology annotation, cellular component: cytoplasm. The record is from RefSeq and is a predicted model, not a curated record. The transcript is spliced from 3 exons.